AUGUACGGUCUCUCUCGACCCGAGGAUGUCACUGGCAUCCUUGACGGCGCGCCGUGGACUCACGGCAUGGACUUCGAGCACUUCAUAUCCGAGGUGAUGCAGAAGUUUGGCAUGUCUCCAGAAGCUGUGGACGAGGCCAGAUACCUUCCAAAGCCGGGAGAUGCUUGUUACAUUGAGAACAACGUCACCAAUCCUCGGCACUUGACCCUCAUUCACUUUGUUGAAGAUCUGUACAAAAGGCAGUUCCUCGACCCAUCAAACUUGGACAGUCUUUCCAAGGUAUUCUCGGGCUGUCUGCAAGAGACUCUGCAGAGUGAGAAGCUCGACUUUUGCACCAGAGACUACAACGGCUGCCUCUACAGCAUUGGUGCUCCUGGCCUGCGCCGCGAAGUCUCCCUCUACUCGCUGGUGGCCGGGACCAUGGUGGACGCGACAUUGCGGUCCCUGUUUGGCCCGUAUCUUCACCAGGUUGAACCGGACAUUGUAGAUCAAGUAAUACAGUUCAAUGCGCAUGCUUGGAUACUCUUCUACGGACUGCCCGACUUCUUUGGCCUUGCGCCAGUGUGUGAGCCUCGCGACCGUAUCAAGGCGGCUUUCCGGGCCUUUGUCAAUCUACCAGAAGAAGAACGGAGCGAGCAGUGCUUCGCAUUCAAGCACCUCCUUAGAUGGAUGGAUGUACUUGGAAUCGAUAACGAGUCACGAAUCGGCUUAUUGUUCCUAUUCUUCUUCGCGAGCAUUGCCAACGAGCAAAACGCUUGCUACUGGUUUGUAGCACACAUUGUGUACGACGAGGAACUUCUCGAUAUUGCGAGGGAGGAGAUGGAGCCUGCUUGGCAGUCGGGCGAGUUGGACGUCAAGCAUCUCACAUCCAACUGCCCGCGGCUCGAUGCAAUCUUCAGCGAGACACUGCGUCAGCGGACCAACACGUUUGGCUGGCGCGUUGUCAAGGAGAAGACGGUGAUCCGCGGCAAGGAGCUUCAGCCCGGCACGCCCGUCAUCAUCCCCAUGCGGGUAUUGCACACCAACAAGAGACUCUGGGGUGUCGACGUGGACGAAUUCGACCCCGGCCGAUUCUUCAACAAGACGACGGCCCGCCAGCCAUACUACCGCCCCUUUGCCAGCGGGCCUACGUACUGCCCCGGGCGGGUGCUGGCAAAGCGCGAGACGUAUGCCUUUCUCGCCAUUCUGCUCCGCCGCUUCGACGUCACGCUGCUCGAGCCACCCGCAUCCCCGGGUACGAAGCAGGCUUUCCCGCUGAUGGAAACCCAGAGGCCACCGACGGGGGUUAAGGGGCCGAAGCCUGGCAUGGAUCUGUUUGUGAGGUUGGACGAGCUGGUUACCGAGAAGUUAGUUUAG
This is a messenger RNA of Metarhizium brunneum ARSEF 3297, 1356 nucleotides long. Lineage: Eukaryota; Fungi; Ascomycota; Sordariomycetes; Hypocreales; Clavicipitaceae. The record is from RefSeq and is a predicted model, not a curated record.